Messenger RNA from Debaryomyces hansenii CBS767, 1899 nucleotides. It is a transcript of the gene CAT2, whose product is annotated as carnitine O-acetyltransferase. Gene Ontology annotation, cellular component: mitochondrion; peroxisome. Bases 1 to 1899 code for a protein of 632 amino acids. Lineage: Eukaryota; Fungi; Ascomycota; Pichiomycetes; Serinales; Debaryomycetaceae. Gene Ontology annotation, biological process: carnitine metabolic process. The transcript has a single exon. Gene Ontology annotation, molecular function: carnitine O-acetyltransferase activity. The record is from RefSeq and is a predicted model, not a curated record.
AUGAAUAUUGAUUCGAAAACAAUGCUUAAGACUAUCAGAAUGAACAAAAUGCCAGUGUCAAUGAAACAAUUUUCCACGUCUUCCUUGAAAGGGGACUUAUUCAAAUACCAAAAGGAUUUACCAAAAUUGCCGGUUCCUGGGUUGCAGGAUACUGCUAAUAAAUAUGUGAGAUCCGUGGAGCCAUUUUUGACCAAGGAACAGUUGCAGAGAACUAAUGCCAAAAUUAGCGACUUUACAAAACCAGGUGGGAGUGGUGAAGUGUUGCAACAGCGUUUGGUUGAAUUUGCGCAAGGAAAGGAUAACUGGCUUGCGGAAUGGUGGGAUGAUUAUGCCUACAUGUCUUAUAGAGAUCCAGUUGUGCCAUAUGUGUCGUACUUUUUCUCGCACAAGGACAUCAACAACGCUAUUGGAAAGGACCAAUUGUUAAAGGCAUCGUUGAUUGCUUACUACACGCUUGAGUUCAUGGAGCUGGUUCAAAGCGAGACUUUGGAGCCUGAAAUUAUCAAGGGCAAUCCAUUCUGUAUGAAUGCCUUCAAAUACAUGUUUAACAACUCGAGGGUUCCAGCAGAGAAUUCCGAUAUUACCAAGAUGUACGAGGGAUCUGAACACAGAUAUUUUACUGUUAUUAUCAAGAAUCACUUUUACAAGGUCUACCACCAUACUAAGGAUGGUCAACAAUUAAGCAAAGCCGACAUUUACAAGCAAUUGCAAUAUAUUUUCCAGGAUGUCACAAACAAGCCAAGCGGUUCACCAAUUGGUGCAUUGACUUCACUCAAUAGAGAUGAAUGGUUAAACUCUUACAACAGCUUGACCAAGUCACCAAUCAACAAUGCGUCAUUGGAAUCGAUUUAUGCUUCAUCAUUUGUCAUUUGCUUGGACGACAACAACCCAAUUACUAUUGAAGAAAAAUCUAGAAACUGCUGGCACGGUGAUGGUCAAAAUAGAUUUUUUGACAAGCCAUUAGAAUUUUUCAUUAGUAGCAAUGGUAACUCUGGAUUUUUAGGUGAACACUCUAAGAUGGAUGCCACCCCAACUGUGCAAUUAAAUAACUUUGUUUACUCUCAAUUGGCGAAAGAAAAUCCGGCUACCGUAUUAUCUGAAAUUGCCAAUGAUACCAAGCAAUUGACUGAUUUACAAGUCGAAGCUAUUCCUCAAGUCUUACAAUUUGACAUUAACCCAGUCGUUAGAAAUGAAAUUAACCAGGCUGUCGUCAAAUUUAAUGAAACCAUUUCCUCUCUUGAUCAAGAAACAUUCCAAUACUUCGGUUACGGUAAGAACUUAAUUAAGCAAUUUAAGGUUUCUCCAGAUGCUUAUGUUCAGAUGUUAAUGCAAUUGGCUUACUUUAAGAUGACAGGUAAGAUCAGGCCAACUUACGAAUCAGCUGCUACUAGAAAAUAUUUGAAGGGAAGAACAGAAACUGGUAGACCAGUUUCUGUCGAAUCUGCCGCUUUCGUUAAGACUUGGACUGAUAAUAAUGCUACUACCGAAGACAAAGUUGCUGCUUUCCAAGCUGCUUGUAAGCAACACGUCAAGUACUUAGGUGAUGCUGCUGAUGGUAAGGGUGUUGACCGUCACUUGUUUGGUUUAAAGCAAAUGUUGAAGCCAAAUGAACCCGUUCCAGAAAUCUUUACUGACGAUGUCUACGGCUACUCUUCAUCUUGGUACCUUUCCACUUCUCAAAUUCCUUCUGAAUACUUCCAAAGUUGGGGUUUCUCUCAAGUUACAGAUGAUGGUUUUGGAUUAGCAUACUUAAUUAACUCAGAUUGGUUAAACGUUCAUAUUUCUUGCAGAAAGGGUAACGGAUUGAGAUCCGAUGUCUUAAAGUGGUACUUAGUUGAAUCUGCUAACGAAAUGAAACAGAUCUUGACUUCAAAUUUAGCUCCUAAAGCAAAAUUAUGA